Dermacentor andersoni is the source of this 4177-nucleotide messenger RNA. Its product is annotated as CCR4-NOT transcription complex subunit 2-like. The record is from RefSeq and is a predicted model, not a curated record. Lineage: Eukaryota; Metazoa; Arthropoda; Arachnida; Ixodida; Ixodidae. Gene Ontology annotation, cellular component: CCR4-NOT core complex. Gene Ontology annotation, biological process: regulation of DNA-templated transcription.
GAGGGCGUGAGUCGUCAAAUCGCCAUGUUUGUUACCCGAGUUGGUGUUGUGUGACUGACCGUGCUGGCCCAAAAGUGUACAAAAAUAGACCGGACUUCUAGCGUUGUUUAGGAUAAGUUAACACGGAUUGCCUCAUCAGAUUAUGACAUCGUCGCCAUCACAACCAUUUGGAUAUGGCCAACCUACAGGAAGCUCACUCAUCCCCUUCUUCCCGUCGGUGUCUCAGCAGCAGCAGCCGGGGGUGCUGCCUGGCGGCGGGGGUUCCCGGGGGGCACCUUUUCCGGACAUGUUUGGCGCCGACAAGGCGACCAGCUCGUCAUCCUUUGGUGACCUGGGCCUGCGGGGCACGCUCGGGGGUGCGCUGUCUCAGUUCCCACCGUCGGUGGCGAGGCCACCUCCGACGAGUCUGUCGGGUUUCCCUCCUGCGUCCCUGCCGCCACCACAGCAGGCAUCACCAAACAGCCGGACUAUGCUGACAAUUGGGUCGAGAGCAUUGCCAGGUCAGAGGCAAGUUGGUCCCGACAUCAACCGGUUAGUAGGUUUAGGAGCACCACCUCGAACAGGGUACACAGACCAGAGUUCAUUAUGGAGGAACAACGUCCCAGCAUCUGGAGGUGGCAUAUCAAGCUUUGGCAUGUCGCACAGUUCUCGUAGCUUCCCUUCAUCACAGUCACUCAUGGGGAACAGUCUUCAGAGCCAGCUGUUCAACUCUAAUCCAGCGUUGGACCUCUCCGAGUUUCCAUCGCUGACGAACCGGGGUUCCCAAGAGGGGUCGGCGCAGUCGCUGAGCAGCAAUCCCAUGGCGGGGAGAGCGGCGUACGGAAAACUAUUUGGCAUGGUCAAGCAGCCCAACAACGACUCCAACGAGUUCCACAUCCACAACGAGGACUUUCCCGCGUUACCUGGCUCGCAAGGCCAGGAGAACAGUCAGGAAAGCUUAAGUAAACAGACGAGUAAUGCCAGCAGUGAGUCGUCGAAAGACAGCAGUGGCUUCUCUAGCGACAAGGUGGCGUCGCAACCAGUCAAGCGGGGCAUUCAGACAUCAAAAGAUGGGACGGUGACGAACAUCCCUGCGGGUAUGGUCACGGACCAGUACGGCAUGGUGGGGCUUUUGACGUUCAUCAGAGCGGCGGAGACGGAUCCCAACCUCGUCUCGCUGGCGUUAGGGAGCGACCUCACGACGUUAGGGCUCAACCUUAACUCUCCCGAAAACCUUUAUCCUGUGUUCGGAGGCCCCUGGGCAGAACAGCCUUGCAGGCCACAGGACAUCGACUAUCAUGUUCCUUCCGAGUACAUCAUCAACCAGAGCAUCCGGGACAAACUGGCAGGCAUCAAGUUGAAUCGAUACGGCGAAGACUUGCUCUUCUUCAUCUUCUACAUGUUUGGGGGCGACCUAUUACAACUGCUGUCCGCUGCUGAGCUGUACAACCGGGACUGGCGUUUCCACAAAGACGAGCGGGUUUGGAUCACGCGAGCGGGCAUCUCACCGACGGAAAAGACGUCUACGUACGAGCGCGGGACGUACUUCUUCUUCGACCCGGUCAACUGGCGGAAGGUCGCCAAGGAGUUCCACCUCGACUACGACCGGCUCGAAGACCGGCCGCAGCAGUAUCCGCCCCUCUGAUUGGCAGACAGCACCCCCUCCAGUCACGUCACCUGUGGCACCCCGGAGCGCUCCUACUGGGCCACGCACACCAGGGCCGGGGCGCAGAAGUCACCCGGAAAGACGGGCCUGACGACGUUGCAAGUGGCAGUGAGAUGGCAGGCAGACGACGCCAGCGCCACCCUGUGGCGGGUUUGGGAAUCACAAGAGGAAAUGUGUGAAGCUUGUGGAGACGGUUCUAAGACGGCAAGAAGAGGCCCUUGUUCCUAACGGGGAAGCCUUCACUGGGGUUUUCUGUGCAAACGGCUCUCUUGACGGGCCCGCUAGGAGCAUCCUCAUCAUCCCGGUUGCGCCACCGAGUUGGCCACAAGAACACUGCGGUGCUGGAUGGCCAAGGGAGAAUAGAGCAUCUGAGCAGACCGCACAGGGACAGAGGGUCACCUCCCCUCAACCCUCCCUUCUCUCCUCGCAGACUCAGCAGGGUCAGUUGUGUGGCAAGCACUCAUCAUUGACUUGAAAAAUGUUAAGAGCGUGUUGCUUAUCAUUCAAGUGUAGAAAGAACGGUAAAGUUUUUCAUUAAGUUCCUGGCUUUUUGCCAGCAACCCUCAUUUGCCUGUAAAAAAACACAUUCCUUCACCAUUUGUGCUGAGAGACGACUGCUUUUUUUUUUUGCUGGGCCGAACACUCAAGCGUGCAGUGCCACUGUUUGCAAGUGUUUUUGUUGUUUGCCAAAUGAAAGCAUUGUUUAGGGCGGAUGUGCUGCCCAGAAUGAGAUUCUUGUCCAUCUUAAUUAUCAUAGAGCAAUUAGGGAGAGUUUCGGGUUUGAUCAUACCUUGAAUUGCCCAUCACGUGCAAGUCUCUGCCCACGCAUGUCUUGGUUUGCAUAGUGAUCUAAAUUAGAAUGCAAAAGGCUGAAGCACUGUCUAUGUAUAGCUUUCUGCCGUUACUGAAAAAUUUUAUCAGGUUGACCUUCUGCGUUUGCCAUAUUUUGUUCUGCUUAUGUCGUUUCGAGCGCAAACGCUUAGAGAUUUCUGUAAUUAGGAAGCACUGGCACACAUCUGAAAGACGCCUGCGGUGAUGGGCCAUUUGGAUUUUCACUGCACCACGUCUGAGUGCCGGUCUCGUAGCUGACAAAAUGUCCAAAAAUAGAACAGCGAGGGGGGGAAAAAUUUACUGUCCAGCAAGCUUGCUUAGUUACAACACUCACUGCCACGACGAUAUGGAAGCAAUUGCUUGACAUUGGCACCGUGAUCUGGAAAGUUCCUAGGACAUUUUUUUUCCCCUUUUUGUAUUGUGAACGCCUGCGAGUUUCAGGAAUUAAGCUGCAGAGAACAAGAAAGUGAUGGUGCCACAAUUGCACGAGGAAAUUAAACACUGCCGCCCGCAAAUCGCACACACGCACGCAAACAGAAUGGAAGGCCGAGAAAGUGGGCCCGGAUUCUGCCUGACCCUAGAGACUGGUUGGGGGGCAAGGGAUGGAGUUGGGGGUUAGCACGCCCUCCAGGGGCACCGGACUUCCGCGCACACAAUGGUUGGGUGGGUGCUUGGGAACACUAGAUGACUUGUGAGAAAUGCGACGGCACAAGGACCGAGUGACUAGUUGCUUGUGACUGGCUUUCAGCCCCUGUUCUUGGCGCCUUUGUGACAUUGCUUAUAACUAGCCUGUGUUUUUUAAGGCUGAUGUAAGGAUAAUUUACAUUGUUCUUUGUUGACGUUAGAUGUGGUGGAUUUCUGUUUUAUUAGACAGGGUCAGUGUUUUCUUCUAUUUUUUUUAAACUAAUUUACUUUUAGGAGAGAAAUGUUGCGUAUAAAAAGAUCGAUGGCAUUUUGCAGAAAUUGCUCUUUUUAAAUGUACUUAUAUUUUUGAUAUUUCCUUAUGUUUUUUUUUUUUCCAAUGCUGCGCCAUGUUUUUGUGCAGAGCAAAUGUCCAAGCGUAGUACAGAUUUUGUUUGACAUCUUGAAAAGAAUUCUUCAUGAAAGUGUCAACAAAUCCCAUGGGCUGGUUUGUUUUGAAAUGUCUUGUCACAAAGGUCUUAGAUAUUGCGGUUUUGUUGUGAAGCUAACUGUUUUCCCUUGUACAUGUGUAAUGUUUACAUCGCGGUUCAGUUUCUUUUAUUUCCCCUCUUUUUUAAUAUUGUAAUUUUGUUAGGAAAGUGAUAUUCGUCGAGCCAGUGCCAGGAGCCAUCCUUGUUUGCACCUGAAGUGAUAUGGCUGCGGCAUGGUUUGUGUCGUAUCGCGCAGCUGGUUGAAAGUUGUGCGAGGAGGUGUUUCUACGAGGCUGUCUAUGCAACGAGAGGCCCGUUCAUUGUUCAUGCCAAAAAGAAAUACACAAGGGUGGUGUUGUACAGUCGGGGGGAGGGGGAUGUUUGUGUGUUUGGUCACGGUGUGGCCAGGAGUCAUAGCGGCACCAGCCAACCUAGCGGGGAGGAAACGACGGUGCUCCUAGUGUUGAAAGGUAGCUCAUGGGACAAAAACUCAAUGUACAUAAGCCUUCCUUAAUUAUUUUCAAAGUGUACAAAGGAGCGGCCUUGAUACAUAGUUGCUUGUCAAUAAAAACGAUCUCUAAAGCUGUGA